This is a messenger RNA of Cydia pomonella (codling moth), 1642 nucleotides long. Its product is annotated as spherulin-2A-like. NCBI's taxonomy places the organism in Eukaryota, Metazoa, Arthropoda, Insecta, Lepidoptera, Tortricidae. The coding region runs from base 116 to 994 and encodes 292 amino acids. The record is from RefSeq and is a predicted model, not a curated record. The transcript has a single exon.
AAGAUCGCGGCAACACAAAUAUUCAUUCAGUCAUACACAGAAUUGGGAAGUAACUUCACAUGUUACGUUUUAUUUGUAUUCGUAAUUUAAAUUUUAAAACUAUAUUUCUAAUAUUAUGGAUAUAAAACUAGUUUUAUUGUGUGUUAUUUUAAAAACAGUGUGUGCAAAAAUAUCUAUAAAUAUAAGAACAGAUUCGGGCAUAAAUAAUGUAUCUAUUACAUAUGAUGGCUCGGACUCUCAAGUGGUGAAUGCUCUCGACAUUGACCGUUUCAAUCUGAGAAGUCAGACUUUCAAAGAAGCUGUCAAAACUCAUUUUGGUGAGAAACCAAGUAAUAUUUAUUUUAAAUCGCCUACACCGUGGGAUGAUCUGUAUAAAACGUAUGGUUGGGAGCAAGUUACAAGAGUAAUAACAGUGAAAUCAGCAAGGGUACGUGACGUUACAGUCAAACCAGUCAUAGUAUUGUCACAUGAUUUCGAAAAUUCGUCAAACAAAACCAUCAAAGUUAACACUGGUAUAAGUCAGACGAUUGAACACACAGUAUCGACAAGUUGGUCUAAAAAUCAAGAAGUUUCCAUUUCACAAGAUGUUGAAUACGAUUUGAAUAUUUUGGUUGCAAAAUUAUCCGGUACUACAGGACUAACGUACACCUCUACUCUAGGGAAGAGCGAAGAGAAAUCUGAAUCGGUAACUGUCGGGGCAACUAGUGCUGUCGAAACGGAAUUGGCACCGGGACAGGCCGUGACAGCUGUUCUUUCAGCCAAACGUGGCCAUUUUGAAAUUGAGGUGGUUUAUAAAACCACAUUGCGAGGAAAAUUAGCUGUAAAUUUCAAACGUGGUCACAAUGGGCACCAUUUUUGGGGACCUUCGAUCACGAAAGUUUUUAAAAGCGGAGGAUUGAAAAAUGAGAUAACGGAGGCGGAGCAUAUUAAAGUUGGGUUUUAUUCUGAGGCUUCAUUAAAAGUUUUUGAUAAAACUACAGGGCUACCGGUGUAAGGAUUUUUAUAUUACUACUUAUUAAACCUUUGUUUGAAUAUAUUGUUUUGUUUUUUUAUCACUUACUGAAAUAUGAUCGUCCACAACAACGAUUUUCGAGUCUAUGCGGAGGCGGAGUAGACUUACGGGAAAAAUUAGGACAAAAGGAUGACCGGUAGGAUCGACCUCGAUUACGUAAGUUAUCUAUUACUGCCAUUAAGGGGAUUGUACUCAUUUAGGACAAUUGGGACAAGCUUUCAACUGAGACAAGACGGCCUUUUAUUUAAUGAAGGCCGGUUGUGUAGGGUUCACUGACGGUUAAGUGGUAAUUUAAUGAUGAUUAAUAAUGAUGUUUUGUGUUUUCCUUUCCUAGUCUGGAUGAUUUAGGAACCUACUUGCGAUCAUGGUUAGUAGAGUUAGCUGCAAAAAAUGCCUGACGUCCCAUGUAGAACUUUUUAUCCAAGUGGUGUACCUUUGCUGUAGCUGACUGUACUUAAAUAACGUUUGGGCAAAACUAAGGGAGGGAAAAGUAUAAGAACAGCUGGUUAAAAUAAACUCAAUAGGUAUUUUACAUCUGAAAGUUUGUAUGUUUGGAUAUUGGGUGUUUUAAUGUGUAUUUCUCAAUCACGCGAAAACAACAGAACCAAUUUGGCUGAAAUUCGGUUUGAG